UCAGCGGGUCUGUCCAUUGUUGGGGGAACAGAAAGCGAGUUGAGGUUGAUAUACGGGGGCCGGAGACCAGUUGCGCAUAUCAUCAGCGAACCAGCUGCAGUGCAGGCAGGCAGCAGUAGCCAACGAGUCCUGAACGCAUCCUUCCAGACAUGGGUUGCUAUGACUGCUGUAUGCGCUGUUUGGGUGGGGUGCCGUACUGCUCCCUGGUCGCCACACUGCUGUGUUUCUCUGGCAUUGCCCUCUUCUGCGGUUGUGGGCACCAGGCACUCACAGAGACAGAGAGACUCAUCGAGACGUACUUUGCCCGUAACCUUCAGGACUACAUCACACUCGCCUACAUCAUCCAGUAUUUCCAGUAUGUCAUCUAUGGUUUGGCCUCCUUUUUCUUCCUCUACUGCAUCGUGUUGUUGGCUGAGGGCUUCUACACCACAAGCGCUGCCAAGCAAACCUUUGGAGAGUUCAGGAGCACCAUGUGUGGCCGCUGCCUCAGCUCCUCGUUUAUAGUGAUGACAUACGUACUAGCUGUGCUGUGGCUGUUGGUGUUUGCCUUCUCGGCCCUGCCUGUGUACUUCUUCUACAACAUGGACGCCACCUGCCACACCAUUGAUGUUCUGACUGAGACCCCAGCGAGCAUCAACCAGCUCUGUGUUGAUGCGAGGCAAUACGGACUCCUGCCAUGGAAUGCAGUGCCCGGGAAAGCAUGUGGUAUGACUCUCUCCACUAUUUGCCAGACCAGAGAGUACCGAAUGACCUAUGACCUCUACAUUGCUGCCUUUGCCGGUGCAGGCAUCACUCUCUUGGCUCUGCUGACCUAUACUGUGUCAACCACCUAUAACUUUGCAGUGCUUCGGUAUCUUGGGAGAAAGGGCAUGGGUGCACGGUGUUAGGCUCAGCAGCUUCCUGUCUGCACUAUCACUACUUCACCAUCCACAUGGGGAUCAGAAGGGACAGCAACAAUUCUCUCCUUCCACAUCAUCAGCACAGAACCACCUGUGAUCACGGACUCUUAAAAAUGUUGUCUUUUAUAUUUUUACUUUUUUUUUGUUGGGAAGAAUGUUAUUUUUUUCUUUUCCUUUUUGUUAUUUUUUACGUGUGAGGUUUGUCUGCUACUUUUAAAUGUAGUCUUUUUUUCAGUAUUUCCAAUGCCAUGUCACCAAAAUAUUUGUAAGUUAUUGCUCUUGUUGCUUGCUGAGGUUAGUUUCUAAAAUUCAUUUCUGCUUUCCAUUGGUUGCACUCAAGACACAAAUAACAUACCACUAAUAAAUUAACACAUGUAAGAAUAUAACCACCAAUUUGCAAAGCAUGUGCUGCUAAAAAUGCAGCUGUUGCAGAGUAUAGGGAUUACAGGUUACCAUGGCGACCAUCCUUCACAUCUGGUUGCCAUGGUGGCAGACAAGCACGCACUUGCAGUCUCACACUGACCUCAGGACUUUUCUCACGGGCUGGAGAAAAGCCUCAACAAUGGAGUCGUGCCUGUUUUUAAAAGCUAGCCAAUAAGGAGCCAGUUGCGGGGGGCCACCUGCGCUACGAGCCUCUGCCCAAGGGUUAGAUUACAUGUCAAGGGAGAGGGUCCUCCGGACAAAGAGAGGGUUAGACCCCUCUAAAGCCUCAAUGCAGCUCUUCUGGGACAGCAACCCCACACACAACAGCGUCCACAUGCUGCUGCGUGACCCCCCCACCCCCGCCUCCACCCGAAUAAUUGAAGCGAUGGAUUCAGAGUGAAGGAAUUUUAGAUGAUUUUUGAAUAGUUUCUUUCUGACAAAGGGACAUGCUUGUUUAGUUUUGAUCUAGAAAGGUCUGAAAUUGUUUCUCAUAAUUGUGAGAUGGCAAAAGCACUAGGUGCUAACUUAUUGAGCGACCUCAUAUUAUUAGACCUAAGAAAACAUUGUUGAGGUGUGACUCCCCCCUACUGUUAAUGCAUGACUGAGGUACUUUUAUAGAGAUAGGACAGCUUUGUUUAGUCUCUAAUUCUUUAGGAAUUUUGUUGUAGUUAUUGUAUAACACAUUUUUUUACUUACUGUAGCUGAACUUACUACUUCUUUUACACUUUGGGUAUUACUAACUAAACCCUUUGCAGCAUAAUAAGUAGAUUAUUCCAUUUGGUGUAAGCUUUACCCAGCUGUGAGUGGUGGAUUUAUCAAAUGGCAGCUGGCUGUUUGAUGAUUAUUUUUUUGUGUUGGUAAAAUUUGAUAAUAAAAAGAAUAUUCUUUUGAAGUA
Messenger RNA from Epinephelus lanceolatus (giant grouper), 2217 nucleotides. RefSeq names its product proteolipid protein 1a (gene plp1a). Gene Ontology annotation, cellular component: plasma membrane; myelin sheath. Gene Ontology annotation, biological process: central nervous system myelination; axon development. Gene Ontology annotation, molecular function: structural constituent of myelin sheath. NCBI's taxonomy places the organism in Eukaryota, Metazoa, Chordata, Actinopteri, Perciformes, Serranidae. The record is from RefSeq and is a predicted model, not a curated record.